This is a messenger RNA of Photinus pyralis (common eastern firefly), 874 nucleotides long. Its product is annotated as laminin subunit gamma-1-like. NCBI's taxonomy places the organism in Eukaryota, Metazoa, Arthropoda, Insecta, Coleoptera, Lampyridae. The record is from RefSeq and is a predicted model, not a curated record.
AGAUGCAUACCGGAAUUCGGAAAUGCAGCCUUCAACUUGUUCAUGGAGGCGACGAACACGUGCGGCGACGAGGGAGAAAUCGAGUACUGCAUUCAGACCGGAGUCUCCUCGCAAAAAUCGUGCGAGCUCUGCUACCCGGACGAGCACAGCGCCCGUUUCCUUACCGAUUUUCACAGCCAGGAUGAGCCGACCUGGUGGCAAUCCGAAACCAUGCUGGAAGGCAUACAAUAUCCCUCCCAGGUCAAUCUAACCUUAAAUUUAGGUAAAGCCUUUGACAUAACGUACGUCCGAUUAGUUUUCUACUCCCCGCGGCCUGAAAGUUUUUCGAUAUACAAAAGGACAUGUGAAGACUGCCCCUGGGUUCCUUACCAAUUCUACAGCGCGUCGUGCAGAGACACCUAUGGAUUGCCGGAAACCACCGCGGCACCUAAAGGCGAAGACACACGGGCGUUAUGCACGUCGGAAUAUUCGGAUAUAUCACCACUACGAGAAGGAAAUAUCGCAUUUUCCACGUUGGAAGGUCGACCUUCGAGAUACGCAUUUGAUACCAAUCCCGAAUUGCAGGAAUGGGUUACGGCAACGGACAUUAAAGUCAUCCUGAACCGCCUCAACACCUUCGGCGACGAAGUUUUCGGAGAUCCCCAAGUAAUGCGCUCCUAUUUCUACGCCGUCGCCGACAUCGCCGUCGGCGCGAGAUGCAAAUGCAACGGUCACGCGUCCGACUGCAUAACAUCAACUGGCGUGGAUGGUUCACGACGGCGUGUCUGCAAAUGCGAGCACAAUACCGCCGGACCAGACUGUAACGAAUGCCUCCCCUUCUAUAACGACGCGCCUUGGGGAAGAGGUUCCGACAGGAACGUUCACGAAUGCAAAC